CCCGCCCUCCAGGCGGGGCCGGAGCCGGAGCCCGAGCGAGCCGCACUGCGCAGCCCGGGAGCGGCUUGUAGUCGGGCGGGCCUCGGGACAAAUAGCCUGGGCGUCCUCCCGCCGCGCUCCGGUGUCCCCGCCCGCGCGCCGCCACCUUCCGCGUCCAGCGUGAGCUGCGCACCUGCUCUCGGCCCCCACGCGCGUCGGUGGCGGCGGCGCAGCGCGCAGGCGCGGCCGGAUUCCGGGCAGUGACGCGACGACGGGCGCGCGCCGCGCAUUUCCGCCUCUGGCGAAUGGCUUCGCUUUAGCGCGCCGUGGGCUCAGCUGCGACCCCGGCCCCGCCCCCGGGACCCUGGCCAUGGACGAUCUGUUUCCCCUCAUCUUUCCCUCAGAGCCAGCCCAGGCUUCUGGGCCUUAUGUGGAAAUCAUCGAGCAGCCCAAGCAACGGGGCAUGCGCUUCCGCUACAAGUGUGAGGGUCGCUCCGCAGGCAGUAUUCCUGGCGAGAGAAGCACAGAUACCACCAAGACACACCCCACCAUCAAGAUCAAUGGUUACACAGGACCAGGAACAGUUCGAAUCUCCCUGGUCACCAAGGACCCACCUCACCGGCCUCAUCCACAUGAACUUGUGGGGAAGGACUGCCGGGAUGGCUUCUAUGAGGCUGAACUCUGUCCAGACCGCUGUAUCCACAGCUUCCAGAACCUGGGGAUCCAGUGUGUGAAGAAGCGGGACCUGGAACAAGCCAUCAGCCAGCGCAUCCAGACCAACAAUAACCCCUUUCAAGUUCCCAUAGAGGAGCAGCGCGGGGACUACGACUUGAAUGCAGUGCGCCUCUGCUUCCAGGUGACAGUGCGGGACCCAUCUGGCAGGCCCCUCCGCCUGACACCUGUCCUCUCACAUCCGAUUUUUGAUAACCGUGCCCCCAACACUGCUGAGCUCAAGAUCUGCAGAGUAAACCGAAACUCUGGGAGCUGCCUUGGUGGGGAUGAGAUCUUCUUGCUGUGUGACAAGGUGCAGAAAGAAGACAUUGAGGUGUAUUUCACGGGACCAGGCUGGGAGGCACGAGGCUCCUUUUCUCAAGCUGACGUGCACCGGCAAGUGGCCAUCGUGUUCCGGACUCCUCCGUAUGCUGACCCUGGCCUCCAGGCUCCUGUGCGCGUCUCCAUGCAGCUCCGGCGGCCUUCUGACCGGGAGCUCAGUGAGCCCAUGGAGUUCCAGUACUUACCAGACACAGAUGAUCGCCACCGGAUUGAAGAGAAACGCAAAAGGACCUAUGAGACCUUCAAGAGCAUCAUGAAGAAGAGUCCUUUCAAUGGACCAACUGAACCCCGGCCUUCAGCCCGGCGUAUUGCUGUGCCUUCCCGAAACUCAUCUUCUGUCCCCAAACCAGCCCCCCAGCCCUAUAACUUCCCAUCAUCCCUCAGCACCAUCAACUUCGAUGAGUUUCCCCCCAUGCUAUUACCAUCUGGGCAGAUCUCAAACCAGGCCCAGGCCCUGGCCCUGGCCCCGUCCUCUGCCCAAGUCCUGGCGCAGACCAUGGUCCCCUCCUCAGCCAUGGUGCCGGCUAUGGCUCAGCCCCCAGCUCCUGUCUCCGUUCUAGCCCCAGGUCCUCCCCAGCCCCUGCCUACACCUGUUCCAAAGAGCGCCCAGGCCGGGGAAGGCACGCUGUCGGAAGCCCUGCUGCACCUGCAGUUCGAUGCUGAUGAAGACUUGGGGGCCUUGCUUGGCAACAGCACGGACCCGGGAGUGUUCACAGACCUGGCAUCUGUCGACAACUCAGAGUUUCAGCAGCUCCUGAACCAGGGUGUGUCCAUGUCUCACUCCACAGCUGAGCCCAUGCUGAUGGAGUACCCCGAAGCUAUAACUCGCCUGGUGACAGGGUCCCAGAGGCCCCCUGACCCAGCUCCCGUGCCCCUAGGGACCUCAGGGCUUCCCAACGGCCUCUCAGGAGACGAAGACUUCUCCUCCAUCGCGGACAUGGACUUCUCGGCCCUCCUGAGUCAGAUCAGCUCCUAAGGUGCCGGAGGGACCCUGCUUGGAGGGCUAGGCUCGCGGGCACUGAAGCCUUCCCAAAGCACGUCCCAGAUCUGGGGAGUGUGCUCCAACUGCCCCCGACUUCUUUGGGUGAUAUCUCCUGGGGGUGGCACAUUUUAUUCUUUUACUGGCAAUAUCAUUCUUCUUGGAGGUGCUUACGCAGAAGCAUUAACUUCCCUGGAUCGGAGCUGGGGACUCGGCUCUUCCCGUGUGGAUAGUCAGCUCCUGUUUUGUAGGGAACUCUGAGAUCCUGCUUCCCUCUCCAGCUUCGAGCACUCUCCUAGAGAGGGCAGACUGGAGCCGUGGCCUUAAGGCCGUAAGCCUUAUUAUCAAGUGUCUUCCUCAACACGGAUUCCUGCACACCUUGAUCCACAGCAGGGCUCCUACAAGCAGCUCCUGUGUGGUGCUGCCUGACACCAGCACUUGAGGGGCCACUUUUCUGCCCUGUGGAGCUCCUGCCCUGCCAGCUCUCCAUGCUGAGCUGUGGCUAAGAGGAACAGGUGGGCAUUACUAGCUGCCUUCAGGAUCAUGAGGGAGUUUGCUCUGAGACAUUCCUGCUCCCCUUUUUCUCAAGUGCCUUAAUAGCAGGGCAAACUGUAGAGUCAGGAGGGCAGGCUCGAAGCUCAGCCAUAAGGCAGUCUUUACUGAAAAAGCUACUGGACUCUUGCUCUUUCUAGCUCUAAACUAAUAAAUGUGUUGGCACACUG
Apodemus sylvaticus (European woodmouse) is the source of this 2733-nucleotide messenger RNA. It is a transcript of the gene Rela, whose product is annotated as RELA proto-oncogene, NF-kB subunit. Gene Ontology annotation, biological process: response to cytokine; regulation of transcription by RNA polymerase II; inflammatory response. Gene Ontology annotation, molecular function: DNA-binding transcription factor activity, RNA polymerase II-specific; RNA polymerase II cis-regulatory region sequence-specific DNA binding. Gene Ontology annotation, cellular component: cytoplasm. Bases 350 to 2008 code for a protein of 552 amino acids. NCBI's taxonomy places the organism in Eukaryota, Metazoa, Chordata, Mammalia, Rodentia, Muridae. The transcript is spliced from 11 exons. The record is from RefSeq and is a predicted model, not a curated record.